AAAACCCAGAAAGUUGUGUUCUUUGUGAAGAUGCAGAGUGGAAACGACUGUCGUAAAGCACCCAUGAACAUGGGAUUGGAUUGUUAAGAGUGAAAGCCCAUUUGAAGUUUGAUUGGAUUUUUUUUUUUUUUUGGGGGGGAGAGAAAUGUCGAAGUGGUUGGGGAGGAUUGCUGGGCUGUUCAGCAGUCGGAGUAUGGUCGGAAAGGACAAGGCCGGGAACCGUUACUUCACCAGAAAAGAUGAAGUUGAUGGUGUCUUGAAAGAGAAAAGAUGGGUGGUAUUCAAGGGGGAGGAGGACCCAACCUCUGUUCCAGUUGAAUGGAUAUGUUGGCUCAACGGGCAGCGGAAAAAGGCUCCAACGACAGAGGAAAUGAUACAAUUGGAAGCAAAGCGUGAAAGAGUCCGGCAAAAUGUUGCUCUUCUGAAGAAAGAAGAAGAGGAAAGAAAAGCAAGAGAAGGCACUACACGCAAAGUCGUAAAUACUGGUAAAGCCGGAGGCCCAGACUUGAGAAGUUUCAUUCGCCAAUUUCCUGGGUCCUCAGAAGGUGACGAACACAAGGAAGAAACCAAUGAGAUGGAUGAAGUGAGGCCGCCCAAAGAGAAAGAGGCAGAAAAAGAAAUACUUUCGGAGUCUACAGAGCCUACAGGAUCUGGUCAAACAUUCAAGCCAGGGACAUGGCAGCCACCAACAUGAAGUCAAAUUGAUUAUGCAGACACAUUUUAAAAGUGUGAGCAUAUUUAACACUCAUGUCCAGGUAUAAUGCACUGAUUUUUUCUGCCAAAGCAGACGACAUGGUGAGUUGUUAAGUGACUAUGUUUUAACGGUUUUGUGGCACACUGCAAUACCUUCAUUUUGUUUCGGUUUCCCUUCUCAAUCCAAGCACAAUACAUGCUUAACGGCACAAUGUAUUGAUCGAGUUUUUUGUAGUAGUAGUCUCUUUAUUUUGCAUUUAUUAAAAAGUGUAUACACAGUUGUGCACCAAAUUAUAUUACAUCGUUGUACAUCCAAGUCAUCACCAUGACUGGCAUACAAGAAACUUUGAACAUUGUUUGCCUUUGCUUUGUCGUGCUUAGUGCCAUAUCCACUUUUUAUAGCGGGUAUGGAUCAAGUUUGAUCC
Rosa rugosa (rugosa rose) is the source of this 1118-nucleotide messenger RNA. RefSeq lists its product as uncharacterized. The coding region runs from base 146 to 694 and encodes 182 amino acids. The transcript has 9 exons. Gene Ontology annotation, cellular component: membrane. Gene Ontology annotation, biological process: mitochondrial respiratory chain complex I assembly; response to oxidative stress. The record is from RefSeq and is a predicted model, not a curated record. NCBI's taxonomy places the organism in Eukaryota, Viridiplantae, Streptophyta, Magnoliopsida, Rosales, Rosaceae.